GAAUUGAUCAUUGCUGACAUCGUGUGUGUGAAGCUGGCGGGAACAGGUUCUCAGAACAAGUUGAAACUUUGUCAGAAUUACGUCCAUAUUACGUCCAUUUACGUCCCGUAAUUACAUAUUUUCGUCCUACUUCCUACUUCCAUAAGUGCCAGAUAAAGAUAGAAAGUAAUUAAAAAUCUCCAUUUUUUUAAAAAAAAAUAAUUUUUGUGCGUCAUAUUCUGAAAAACAGUUUACUGUCUUCCUCAAAAUGGCGCACGUCAAUCUAAAAUGACUCAAGUCAAGUCAAAAGUACUCUUUAGGCGCGUAAAAAGGGGGAGGGAGUGGGGGGUUGAGUGACAAAUCCUCCUAGCUACGCCCCUAGUGCUCUUCAAUGAUACUCUAAAGCAGUGUGGUCAGGGGCCUAGCCAGGAAUUUGAAGCGAGGAGAAGGGAAGGCAUUUUAGGAGGUUAAGAUUUUUUUAUAAAAACCCUAGCAAAAUGAAGAAUUUAAAUCCUCUACUUAUCAUAAUCUGAAGCUGUUAAAAAUAUAAAAAUGACUUUUACCUCACACAAUAAACCAUGUUCAACACAAUGAUCAAGUAAUAUCCAACAACUUCCUGUACAACCAAUCUAAUUUGACUUUUCAAAAAUUGUUCUUUUACUUUUCAUUUAUUGAAAUCAUUUUAACUAUUCAACAUGACGUUAAAGUUGAUUCUGCUGUUUUUAAUAAGCUUGACUAGCUUUGCCACAUCACAACCCAACUUCAACAUUUCAGCAUUUGACAGUCAGCUUCAUGACAUUUUUAAUGGAUUGGUUCAAACUGAGACGAAAGUUGGAAGCUUUUUGAGUAAUUUAAGCAGCUUUGUAGGCGAUGUAAAUUUAAAGUUAAACAAGUCACGACUUUAUAUGGAACUUAGCCAUCUUCAAUUGGUUCUACAGCUUCAAAGCAGCAUUUGGAACUAUGAAUCAUAUCAACAAUUGACAGGCUGCAGCAAUGUGGCAUCAAAAAUAUCAGAAAUUGAAGUCGAUUUGAUGAAAUUCGCAGAUUUUGUGGAUCGAUUGGAACUAAACAUGACUGAGCUGUACCAAAGGAACUUACGUGUCACUUACGAAUUAAUGCUGAGGCCUAAGCAGAUGGAAGGUUCACAACAAGAUGUUAUAGACAUUAUUAUGAAUGUAAAUGAGGCAAUGGUUCAAUAUUUGUUCUACAUUUUGCAGCUUCAAGUCAACAUCAAGUACGAGAAGUCAAUAGCUUCAAAUUUAAAGCUUUACCUGAAACAUUAUUGUAAAUGCAGAGAUAGUACAAAUGACGUAGCUCAAAUGACUGAGAAUUCACCAUCUAUAGACAAUAUGGAAGCUCCUCUUAUUGGCAAGCAAGCUAGACUUGUAUCUGCAGCUAAUAAUACCUUAAGUGAAGCACAGAACCUGACAGAAUCCAAAAAUGUAACUGGAAAAGCAAAAGUUUUGACUAGAAAAGUGUCAGCUUUAUGCCGAAAAAUAGGAAAGUUUGAGGACUUAGGCAAUUCCACUUCACUUGCCACAAAUUCCUGCUCAAUUUUGACAAAAAAUCAAAACUUUCUAAUCUAUCGCAGGUUCCGGUACACACAGGCGUUGUCAUUUGUGUCAACUAGCAGUUCUGUCCUUGGAUUCUUCAGAGAAUCUUUUAAGGAUAUAUUGAAUGGAACAGCUAAGCAGGAAUUAAAGUCAUUUAAUUCAUCCUUUAAUGUCCUUGAUAGUGAGCUCAAAAAAUAUGCAACGGAACUGAAAUAUCAAUUGUCGUCGUCCGGAAUACUAAAAAUUAUUCGACAAAAUAUACAAACUAUUUUAUUGUUCUGUGGAUGUACAGCUGCUAGAACUGAAACAACACCAACUGGUAUGACAACGACUAAGGCACUGGCAACUACAACAACCUCAACAUCAUUAGGAACCAAAACAACGACUAAAUUGACGACUUUUGGAACAACUUCAACAUCCAGUAAAUCCAUGACUACCUCAACAUCCACUGGAUCUCCGACAUCUAAUAAUCCUUUAUCGACUGCAAUAUCCAAGACACAACCAACAUCCAGCAGCCUAUCAACAACAACACCCAAAAUCCAACCAAGUUUACCAAAAACCUCAACUUUAGCGCCCUACUCAAAUCCAGCAUGCAGCUUCACAAAAACUCUUUCUGACAGAAAUGGAAAUUACAUCAAGACAGCCUGCUUAAUCGAAACUGCAUCUAAUGGAAGCUAUGCCAAUUCAACAUGUCAAGACAAUUUCAUGCAGUUGAUGGCUGUUGAUUCCAACAUGACGCAAACAGCUUUGACUAUUUUCGUCCAGGAAACUUUAUCGGAAGGAACUUUUUGGAUCAAUGGUGGAAAUGGAAGUGAUAUUUGUAAUUUUAUUGCUGUUAAUGGAACUGGACCAACUAUAAAUCAAACUAAAUGCAGUUGGUACCAAUAUUAUAGCAUCUGCGAGUAUAAAGAUCCGAAAGUUCCAGUAAAAGUCAAUUUUGAACCAAAUCUCGAUGCUUGUGGACUUGUCCUUCCGAUUAUGGGCAAUGACUCUUCUAGGUAUGCAUGUUUUAUGUCCUACACAAGAUCAUAUGAUGACUCAAGCUACAACUGUAUGCUUAAUGGAAUGGAAAUGUUCAAAGUAGCACCAAUGUCAGUUGUUGGAGAUCUAAAUGACUUUUUUGUUAGAUUUUAUGGCAAAAAUUCGGGUGUUGUUAUGUGGAUCAAUGGAACAGCUCAGGCUGGAAGCUGCUCAUUCUUGGAUGGAAGCAAAAAUCCGUUUGAAGUUGCUCGAGGUGAUUGUGAUCAGCUUUAUUGGAGUAUUUGUGAAACUGCUUAUGAUGGAACUUACUAAGGAUAUGUUGUAUAACGGUUU
Chironomus riparius is the source of this 2846-nucleotide messenger RNA. The record is from the annotation of a GenBank genome assembly. Lineage: Eukaryota; Metazoa; Arthropoda; Insecta; Diptera; Chironomidae.